AUGGCACCUCUCACAGCAUCUGCGUCUGCGUCUGCGUCUGCGUCUGCAUGCAUCCUAUCCUGCAUCCUUUUCGCCCUCUUCGUCUCCACAGUCACCGCAGCGCCCACAAUCGCUUUCCCCUUCAACUCCCAAGUCCCCACCGUCGCGCGCGUCGGUCAGGAAUACCAAUACGAACUGUCGUCUUCCACCUUCACCAACAACCCCAUCGAUGGGAAUCUCACCUAUUCCCUCUCCGCGCAACCCGCAUGGCUCACCAUCGACCCAACUUCCGGAAGUCUGAGCGGAAAACCCGGCGCCAGCGACGCGGGCAAUCCCACUUUCCUCCUGACAGCAGCGGAUAGCACAGGCGCGGCACACCUCGAAUGUACACUCGUCGUCUCGUCCCAGCCGGCGCCGAGAAUCGCAACGCCGGCUUCCCUCGCCGAACAACUCGCUCGAGCGGCGAAUCUCUCCCAGACCUCCCCGGUGCCCGUCGUCACGCUGCUGCCCCAGACGGCUUUUGCGUGGGAUUUCCAGCAGUCUUCCUUCAUCGAUAUCGUGCAGCGGCGACUGUUCUACUACGCCACGCUGCGGGAUCAUACGCCUCUGCCGUCCUGGCUGCGCUUCUCCCCGGACACGUUGAGGUUUUCUGGUGACGCGCCUGAACUCAGCGCUUUCCCCCAGAGCUGGGGAAUUCUGCUGAUUGCGUCGGAUGUGGAAGGGUUUGCGGGGACCGAGGCACAGUUCACGGUUGCGAUCGGGACGGAACAGUUGGUGUUUGUCCCGGGGGAGGUGAAUGUCAGCCUUCCUGGUGCGGGGGGAGAGGUGGAUGUGACGAGCUUGGGAAGGAGUAUCUGGAGGAAUGGGGUGCAGGUUCACGCGGAGGAUCUGAGGAGCGCGAAUGUUCAAGGGAUGCCGAGUUGGUUGUCUUUUGAUGAGAAGACGCUGGAAUUGAAAGCCACGGUGCCGGAGGGAGGAGAUGUGGGAGGGAGUUUCACGGUGGCUGUUCAAGAUGACCUGGGGAAUCGCGCAAGUGUGGUGGUGAAUUUGGUUUCUGGCGAUGCGAACUCGACAGCGGCGACUACAGCAGGAGCGGCUGUAGGAGGACUGCCAACGACUGCGACAUCGAACGCGGCUCGUACUAGCGGUACAUGGCUAGCUUCGAGAGGAUCUUCGACGACAACCUCCUCCAGCACUUCCUCCUCAAGCGUGAUUCCCAGCGUCGGCCUCGAAUCAGCACGCUCAAAUCCCAAACGUCUAGACGGAGGCGUCAUAGCCGCAAUCGUAAUCCUCAGUAUCCUCGGAACACUUGUCCUCCUCGUAGCGCUCAUCUGGUGUCUCCGCCGCAGAAGGCGAGAUAGAAGCUACGUCUCCCGAUCGAAAUCGCCAACGCCGGAGAAGAAUACCAUCUCCCGUCCAAUAUUACCUCCUGGACCGAGCGAGACGAUUACAAUCACGACGGAGUUGCAGAGAGAUGUCGAGAAGAAUGCUGGUGCGGACCGGGAUACAGCUGCUGCAGCGACGGAAGGACCGGAAGUCCCGCCGAAAGGGAAGGCAAUUGACCCGCCGCCGCAAAUUCACCUGAAUCUGCCUCUGACUGGUACGUCUGCGUCUGCGGCGAACAACAGGACGUCGAGAUGGUCAAGACGAUUCUCGCGGAUCAGUCAGGUCUCGUCAAUUGGUGCGGGUGGGGACGAGAUGCUAAGACACGAUUCCAAUAUUCCGGAGUUGGGGGCAUCGGUCUUGCAUACGGCACACGAUAGCUUUUCCGUUCCGACGGAGAUGGCGAGGGUCUCAAGACACCUGUCGCAGACGUCGCCGAGUAAAACGGCACUGCAGAGGUUACGUGAGAAGCGACGUUCGAGAGACAGGGAUAGUGUUGGACUUGGGAUCUCGACUGUGAUAGGAGGUGGGAUUGCCAGGCAUUCGUCGAAGCGAGCAGGCAAGCAUCGGAGAGGAAGAAGCAGUUUCGGUGGCCUGUCGAUGACCCGAGAGGCGAGCAGUGUGGCAUCUUUGAAGACGUGCGGGACAAGUGUGCUUUCCACAAAGGCUUCCGAGUUCCCACUGCCGCCGAGAUCCACACAUUCCACUUCGCUCUCCGUCCCGACUUUGUCCAUUUUCGAAGCGGAUCCCAAGCGCAAGAGCAUUAGGCUGGUGGAGCGAAGUGAUAGUAUUGUGGAUAACAGGCCGAUCCAGGAUAAGAGACAGUCUUAUAUCAGGAAUCGCGCCAGUACAAAUUGGUCGCAAAGUCCGCUGUUUGCGCACGGCUCGAGAGCGGAGUCGAAGCAUACCACGGGCAGUGGCAGCCGAUCAGGGAAUGCUUCUUCGGCGGGUAGUGUGAGGCGCUCGAGGAGGUCAAAGAAUGGCAAGAGCAUGAACACGCUCGCGACAUACUCAGAAUCUUCUUCGCUCGAACCACAGAUGCUGGGCAGUCCGAGAAGGGCUCAAAGAAGAGAGCAGAAGAGGCUGAGCCAAAGAGUGAGGUCGGCUUUCCCCGAGAACUAUCCCCGAGUCAUCAGUCGGACUACGCUCGAUGACGAUACUCACGCGGGAAUGGAGAGGGACGACAGCUGGGAUACCAUUGGCAGCAAUGACUGGGUGAACGAGCUGUCCAGGCCGAGACAUGAGAGGAGUUGGGUGCUGCCGGACGAGGCAUCCCCAACACCACCCCCUGCUGCGAUGGCCUCAAGACAGCAAUCACGGUCAAGGAACAGCACGCCUUCAGCAGGCCUCGGAAAAGACUGGCGUAGACGGUUGCGGGAGAAGUCAUCGUCACCGCUCUCCUCUGUCAAGUUGGCGGCAGCAGAGAAAGCAUCGUCCCAAGCGCAGCCCAACUCGGCUCGCCAGAAGCGCCUGAGCGAGCCAAUGGGUCUUGUCAGCGUGGACAGCUUGAGUAAGGCCCGGCCCCGAAUUGCCCACACGAAGUCCAGACGGCCGGUAUCUGUGGAGGAGGUCCAGCGGCUGAGUAGCAUGAAAGCAGAGCAGGACACGGCGACGACCGCCGGGAGCGAACGGUGGGACGACAUUGACAGUGAAGGCGAGAUGGAGGGAGCCGGGCUGAUCUCGGCGCGUUCUGCCAGCAAGAUGGACACGGUGAAGUCGGCUCGGUCUGAUCUGAGUGGGCCUGCGUUUCUGUAG
This is a messenger RNA of Lecanosticta acicola, 3117 nucleotides long. Lineage: Eukaryota; Fungi; Ascomycota; Dothideomycetes; Mycosphaerellales; Mycosphaerellaceae. The record is from the annotation of a GenBank genome assembly.